Molecule: messenger RNA, 1272 nt
Organism: Cylicocyclus nassatus
Lineage: Eukaryota; Metazoa; Nematoda; Chromadorea; Rhabditida; Strongylidae
Source: the annotation of a GenBank genome assembly
CCGCAUAAGAAACCUCGGGGAAGGAUUUUAUCCCAGAAUAGAAACCAUUUCAGCGAAUUUCUAGUUAUGAUUCACCGGUGGCUAAGUCUUUUCGAGCGCCAAAUGGCGUGUCUGAGAAAGCUCAAGGAGGAUAUUUCCGUACUGGAGUCCCUUUUUCCGAAAAAUCAUGAACGUUUGCAGGCAAGUGUUGAUUCCAGCUCUUUCUAUUCCAGUAAUGCUGAAAAAUUCUUUCAGAAGGGCCUCAAAUUUGCUGGAAUUAACGAAGAUUAUCCCAGACAAGCUCCAUUAUGGUUCAGCGAAUCUGAUGAUGCCGUGAUUUGUUCAGCACUGGAACUCAUCGUUGACUCAUCUGCGAACGCAAAGAUUCUGCAUCAUAUUCACAAGCUCGUAUCGGAAUUAUGUCGCCAGUACAACGUCACCAUUCCUUCCGAACUUACUCGUUUGGCUCCCGAAGAAGAUGAUGAUAUGAAGGAUGAGGGGCAAGGAAGUGACAUGGAGUCGGAAGAUGAAGCUGAAGAACUUGUGGAGAUUGCCGAAGUUGAUAUGACCGAAGAAGAGCCUCACGGCAGCACUGAUGACGAUGUUUCACCAGAGGGCAAGGAAAUGCUCGAGAAAAUCACUCGUUCUACUCGUCAGCAACAUCUUAAUGGAAAUAUACAAGGAUCAGUGACCGCAACAGAUCGACUGAUGAAAGAAAUGAGAGACAUUUACAGGAGUGAACACUUCAAGAAUGGAGUUUAUUCUGUUGAGCUAAGAGAUGGAGAUAAUUUGUAUGAAUGGUGGGUCAAACUGUACAAGGUAGACACUGAUAGCGCUCUUUACACCGAUCUUUUGACGCUUGCUUCAGAACACAAGCAGGAUCAUAUCUUGUUUCAUUUCCUUUUCAAUGAGAAUUUCCCAUGUGAUCCUCCUUUUGUGAGGCUAGUUUCACCAACGGUUUCCAACGGGUACGUACUUGGAGGAGGAGCCAUAUGUAUGGAAUUACUUACUAAGCAAGGAUGGUCGUCAGCCUAUUCGAUCGAGUCGCUAAUCCUGCAGAUUGCUGCUACUUUAGUGAAAGGAAAAGCUAGGAUACAAUUUGAAGCAAAAGCACAGUACAGCUUGGCAAGAGCUCAACAGUCCUUCAAAUCACUGUUUUGUGCCAAUGCUUUUCUAAGUGUAACUUUACAUUCACGCAUUCGUAAGUAUCUAUACCCGUUCAUAGUCACAACUGGUCAUUGGACAAUGGAAUUAUGCUUAGUUAUUCCUCUUGACGGUUUAAGAGGGUUGUGA